UGCAAACUCGACCAACCAUUACAAUGGCCCCCGCUAACAAGAAAGCUGCCACCAAGGGCUCCAAGCAGGCCAACGCCGCUGCCAAGGCCGCCCUCAAGGGUACUCACUCCUCCAAGACCCGCAAGGUCCGCCAGACCACCUCUUUCCACCGCCCCAAGACUCUGGUCCUGUCCCGCGCUCCUCGCUACCCCCGCAAGGCCAUCAACCACCUCCCCCGUCUCGAUGAGCACAAGAUCAUCAUCCACCCUCUCAACACUGAGAGCGCCAUGAAGAAGAUGGAGGAGAACAACACCCUGGUCUUCAUUGUCGAUGUCAAGGCCAACAAGGCCCAGAUCAAGCUGGCCCUCAAGAAGCUCUACGACAUUGACACCGUCAAGAUCAACACCCUGAUCCGCCCUGACGGCUCCAAGAAGGCCUACGCCCGCCUGACCCCCGAUGUCGAUGCCCUCGACAUCGCCGCCAACAAGCUCUCUCUGGUCUAAGCUGGAUAUUUUAGUUUCUUCGAAAUUAAAAAUAAAAAACGGGGAAUUGUUGGUUUCUUCUACUCAUUUUUUUCUCUUGUUCUCUCGGGCGCGGAAAUUGGUCUUUAGUCUCAACAUGCAUGCACAUAUACCAUGGGCAUUGAGGAAAACACUUUUUGGGAGGAGUUGAGCUCUUUUUUUUGUCAUUUUUACGGAUCGGAACAAAUCAUGAUAAAACUAUGCAAAACAAAAAGACAAAGCCGGUCCGUCCACGUACCGAUUUAUGAAGGGCAAACAGAAAUAAAUGAAGAUGAGGGGAG
Trichoderma asperellum CBS 433.97 is the source of this 781-nucleotide messenger RNA. Its product is annotated as 60S ribosomal protein uL23. The record is from RefSeq and is a predicted model, not a curated record. Gene Ontology annotation, molecular function: structural constituent of ribosome. NCBI's taxonomy places the organism in Eukaryota, Fungi, Ascomycota, Sordariomycetes, Hypocreales, Hypocreaceae. Gene Ontology annotation, biological process: translation; ribosomal large subunit assembly. Gene Ontology annotation, cellular component: ribosome; cytosolic large ribosomal subunit.